UUAUCUGCGCCCUUUGCCUCCACAUCCACGCUGAUUGGGAGCAAAGGGCGAUCAGUGCAAAACUCGACGGUGAAUAACUGAAGCGUGACGACUUGUGUUUGUGCUCAAGUUUGCUCAAGGUGAGCCGAACGAGGCAUCGACAAAGCAUGUAGGAAACGAGAUCGCUCUCUGCCUGAUGGCUGUUCCGUUGGCGUGUUGUUCAAACUGUCGUGGCUGCUGAAAGACGUGACCCCCGCGCAUCGCAGAGCGCCACACGCGCACCUGUCGGAUGUAAGUGGGAAGCGGUCGGUGAGCUUAUAGAGCGAGAGGGGGAGAGAGAGAUGGUGACUGCUGGGUUCAGCACGCUGGAUAGCGCUCGAGGAAUUUGGAAAGUACGGCGGCGGCGCGCGCGGACGCACGAGGAUCUAAGUGAAACGAGUGCGUGGAGCCGCCGGGGAGAUGAGCGACCAUGGUGGAUUUGAAGUUCUCGUUUGCAACAACAGGCGCAGGUAACGUGCGAGUGGACUUUCUGGAGUGAGACAUGGACUUUGCUGAAGUCAUUUUCGCUUUGUUCAUCGUCGUGGUCGCGAUCGUCUCGCUGUUGUCCAACUUGUUGGUGCUGCUAUGUUUCGUCCACAGCACCGAGAUACGCCGACAGGUGCCCGGUGUUUUCACCAUGAACUUGUCUUUCUGCAACAUACUCAUCACUGUUUUGAACAUGCCGGCCACUCUGGUGGGGAUUAUCAGAAAGCAGCAGCCCUUUGGAGAUUGCGUUUGCCACACGGUGAGCUUUCUGGAGACUUUUCUCACCGCAAACACCAUGCUGAGCAUGGCGGCUCUCAGCAUAGAUCGGUGGAUAGCGGUCGUCUUCCCGCUCAGUUACUCCACCAAAAUGCGCUACAAGGACGCACUGAUCAUGGUGUGCUACUCCUGGCUGCACUCCUUUACCUUCUCCCUGACGGCGCUGCUCUUCUCCUGGGUCGACUACAGCGACGUUUACGCGUCCUGCACCUUGCAGCCGAGCGAGGAAGGCAGCGACAGGAUUAAGUUUACAAUCUUCACUAUCGUUUUCCACGCCACCAGUUUCAUUCUGUCCCUGCUCAUCUUGUGUUUCACCUAUUUGAAGGUGUUGAAGGUCGCUAGGUUUCACUGCAAGAGGAUUGACAUUAUCACCAUGCAGACUCUGUUCCUGCUAGUCGAUAUUCACCCAAGCGUGAAACAAAGAUGCUUAGCAGAGCAAAAGAGGAGAAAGCAGAGAGCCACGAAGAAGAUCAGCAUCUUCAUCGGCUCAUUUAUCAUCUGCUUUGCUCCUUAUGUAAUCACAAGGUUGGCUGAGCUUCUCCCGUUCGUGGACGUCAACCGCCACUGGGGAAUCAUCAGUAAGUGCCUGACAUAUAGCAAGGCUGCGUCUGACCCCUUUGCCUACUCUCUCCUACGUCAGCAGUACAAGAAAGUCCUGGUCACCGUCGUCAACAGGCUACUCCGACGUGACCUGUACCCUUCGUCUGGCCAUAACAGCUCUUUAGACACAGAGAACGACUACUGUCUCCAGAGGAUCAGUUAAUGGCAAAUGCAGGACGUGACAUAUGCACACGCUACAGUGCAGGCCAAAAAUAAAGGUUGCCUCUUGCAGAAAAAAAAGGUGGGUGGAGAGAAAAAAAGAACAGGAGAGAGAAAG
Molecule: messenger RNA, 1657 nt
Organism: Pundamilia nyererei
Lineage: Eukaryota; Metazoa; Chordata; Actinopteri; Cichliformes; Cichlidae
Product: G-protein coupled receptor 26-like
Exons: 4
Coding region: 521-1543 (340 amino acids)
Biological process (GO): adenylate cyclase-activating G protein-coupled receptor signaling pathway
Cellular component (GO): membrane
Molecular function (GO): G protein-coupled receptor activity
Source: RefSeq, a predicted model, not a curated record